Messenger RNA from Eurytemora carolleeae, 857 nucleotides. RefSeq lists its product as uncharacterized. The record is from RefSeq and is a predicted model, not a curated record. The transcript has 8 exons. Lineage: Eukaryota; Metazoa; Arthropoda; Copepoda; Calanoida; Temoridae. Gene Ontology annotation, molecular function: protein binding. Bases 51 to 677 code for a protein of 208 amino acids.
UUAUAUGGAUUUGAGGGGUUUGUUCAGUAGGUUCAACUUACUGCAAUAGAAUGAACUUCUUUAGUGUGAUUUUCCUGCUAUCCUUAGGAGUGUUUCAAGUCCAAGGAAUAUCCAUGAAAACUAUAAACUCCAAGGUUACAAGGAUUAACAGAGAAGUGGUUGCAGCAACAAAAACUUUGACAAAAAUCCAGACUGUUUUAAGAUCUGCUUUAACAAAUACAGAUGCAGGCUCAGUCUUUGAUGCUACAUUGUCAUCUACAGGAAACAAAUGUGGUCCCCAAAUUAUUACUGGUUGGACGGUCAACCUGGACCAGAAGAUGCUGUAUGCUGAUACUGCUUUCUCUGCUGGAACACAGAUGAGUUCAACAACUGGAAGGUUUACCCCUGCAGUCCGAGGAUAUUACAAGAUCUGCGCAUACUUCAGAUUCCAAAAUUCUGGGAACGCCAAUGAUGUGACAAUAAGGAAGAAUGGUGCCAUCAUUGCUGCCUUUGGUAGUGGAAUAGAGAGGGACUGGAGGAGCACUGGAACAUGUGUUGUAACAACCCUCUCUACAACAGAUUAUGUUGACCUUUAUCAUCAGUCAGGCGGGUCAUCAGAUUGUAUCCAGGAGACAAGCUACAAGUACUCGAGGUUUAUGGGUCAUCUUAUUGCUUGCGAUACUUCAACCUGUGCUUAACUUACAGAAAAAAUAUCAAUUUUAAAAAAAUUGAUAUUUUAAUGUUUAAGUCAUGUUCAUAUGUUGUAUUUAGAUUUAUUAUAUUUUUAUAUUUGUGAAUUUUGAACCCUUUUAAUGUAUUAUGUAUAAUAUGUAUCUAAAUGAAAUAUGUAUACUCAAUAAAGCAUUUCGUAACAUUAA